Pyricularia oryzae 70-15 is the source of this 2279-nucleotide messenger RNA. Its product is annotated as GPI transamidase component GAA1. The record is from RefSeq and is a predicted model, not a curated record. The coding region runs from base 218 to 2038 and encodes 606 amino acids. Lineage: Eukaryota; Fungi; Ascomycota; Sordariomycetes; Magnaporthales; Pyriculariaceae. Gene Ontology annotation, cellular component: GPI-anchor transamidase complex; membrane. The transcript is spliced from 4 exons. Gene Ontology annotation, biological process: attachment of GPI anchor to protein.
GACCUCCCUUCAGUUCGAUCUCGGCUGCUGCAUCUCUGGAGGUCCCUAGCCUGGACCCCUGAUUAUAUUUGUCAAAGCGGGGCUAUGCCAUCAUCAAUCCCAUGGCAUUCGACAAAAACAGACAGACAGACACCUCUCUGCUUUCCGUAAAAGGCCGUCGGCGGUAGGAGCUUGAGAAUUAACCCAACACGCUCGAGUAGGCGCCGGGAAUUUUUCAAUGCCGCGCUUAUUAUCCACUGUUUUGAGCCUACGGCGGGAUCCCCGGAUCCUCAAGCUUCCACCUUACCUCUCAGUGCUAUGCAUAGUCGUCGGCAUCGUGUCCCUUCUGCUUUUACCUCUCGAUAACUUUACGAGGAGGACUUAUAUAUCCGAAAAUGCGCUCCUCCCGGGCCAGGUCCAUACGUACUUUGCCGGCAGCGAUCAGAAUGUCUUUCGGGCUUACAAACACGAGGUCAACAGUCUGGUAGACAAGAGCAAUGUCGAGAUCAACGACAAACUCGAGAGCAUUUUCAAGGGCGUAGGGCUCAAAGUUGGCCGCCAGAACUUCACAUACUCGUCUUCCGGCAUCCAACACAGCGGCGAGAACGUCUACGCAAUUCUUCAGGCGCCCCGCGGUGAUGCGACCGAGGCCAUUGUGCUCGUGACGGCCUGGCGCAAUCCCAAUGGCGAGCUGAACCGCAACGGGGUGGCCCUGGCCCUAACGCUGGCGCGCUACUUUCGGCGCUGGUCCCUCUGGUCCAAGGACAUCAUCUUUUUGCUGCCGCCGGACUCACUCGCAGGACCCCAGGCCUGGGUCGAUGCCUACCACGACGCGCACGACCCGCGCAAGGUCGCGGCGCUCCCGCUCAAGUCGGGCGCGCUGCAGGGCGCGCUGGCGCUCGACUACACGCGCGAGGACCGCUACGAGAGUGUGCACCUUGUCUACGACGGCGUCAACGGCCAGCUGCCGAAUCUGGACCUUUUCAACAGCCUCGUGCACGUCGCGGGUGGCCAGAUGGGCAUAGGCGUCUCGAUCCAGGACAUGUGGCACCACCGCAACGACUACCGCGAUCGGCUGCAGACCAUGCUGCGCGGCAUGCUGCGACAGGGCAUCGGGGCAGGCACAGGCGCCCACUCGUGCUUCAUGCCGUACCACGUCGAUGCCGUCACGCUGGUGCCGUACGGCGACGGUUGGCAGGACGAGAUGGCACUCGGCCGCGUCGUCGAGGGCACAUUCCGUAGUCUCAACAACCUGCUCGAGCACCUGCACCAGAGUUUCUUCUUCUACCUGCUCAUGCACAAGGAGCAUUUUGUCAGCAUCGGCACAUACUUGCCUAGUGCCAUGUUGCUGGGCGCCAACUUUACCAUCAUGUCCAUCCUGAUGUGGUUCAAGAGCGGGCAGCCCGAGGAGGAGGAGGAGCCUGAGGGUCAGGAGGCCGCUACCAAUAGUGGAGCCUCAGUGACAUCGGAAUCUCGGCCUGUUGUUGAGCGUGAGCUUUUGGUGCCGCUGUCGGUGAUAGGUACUUGCUUGUUCCUCGGUGCUGUGCCUCUCUAUAUGUUUAACCAUCUCCCUGCAGGUCUUCUAUAUCCAUCCUUCAUCGCCUUCUCAGCAAUUAACAUUUUCCUACCGCCCAUCGCCUCGCAGCUCCUGGAGACUCUCUACUGGCCCACGACGCAGCAGUACCAGCUCAUCAAGUGCUUCUACCUCCUGGUCCUGGGAAUGUUCAUCUCGUCGCUCGCCAUCCUCAACUUCUCCCUCGCCUUCUGGAUCGGCCUCAUCGCCACCCCCUUGACAUUCACCCGGCCCUUCCCGGCCUCGCCCGCCCUCCGCUGGGCCUACGUCGCCCUGCUCAACAUAGCCUCCCCUCCCGCCGUCUUUGCCGUCGCCUGCGCCGCCUGGCGUCUGGACGUCGCUGAAGUUCUGCAGGCCGCUGCCUUUGGCUGGGAUGUCUGGGGAAUGUACACCGCCGUCGUGGUCUGGUGCGUUUGGUGGCCUGCGUGGCUUGCUGGUUCGCUCGUCGUGCUUGGGAGGCCGGCUACCAAGGUCAAGACUGCAUGAACUAUGAGGGAGGUUUUCGUCCAUUGGGAUGGUGUUUGUUCCUUAGCUAGAUGAUUAAAAAACGGCGGACUUGCCUGGUUUUCGAUACCUGGCUUGAUGUACUGAUAAUAUGAUCCUAGGCAGCCUAGAUCUUGCUACGAUAGAUUUUCGCCUCGUUCUAGUUGAUGUCUGUUCGAGUAGGCAUUUGCUGUGAGCAUCAAUAGACGCAGGAUUUACGGUUGACACACAAGACAAUCUUUGU